AACAUGACUAAACAUAACAUAUUGUUAAGGAGAUAAUGCACCAGGAGAUAUCUCCUACACAGAUUUUACUAUACAUAUUUAAUUAAAAUCAGUCUACGAUAAUACUUACAAUAUCUUGCUCAAACAGAAUCAAAUAUGACAAAUUUUCUACUUCUUGCUCUGCUUCUUCUGUCAUAUUGCUGUGUAGUUUUGUGUCGAGACCACCCGAAUAUACUGGACACAUGCUUUGAUGCCAAAUACCACAAGUUGAAGCCAGUUCCUGAACCAAACCUGCACGGACUGUGUUCUCCGUGGAAAUCACGUGCUUGCUGCGAGUCAAACACAACCCUAGCUUUUCACCUGAAUGAUGUAUGGAUUGGAUUUACUUGGAACCAUUGCCCUGGACACAACUUGUCAGAAAGCUGUAGGAAUUGGUUCAUGAAAGAUCUGUGCUUUUACGAAUGUUCACCUAAUACUGGGCCAUGGAUCACAGAGCAUAAAAUAAGUAUCAGAAACGAGCGUUUUCAGCAUACACCUUUGUGCACCAGUCAAUGUACCAGCUGGUGGGAGGCGUGUAAGGACGAUUAUACAUGUCUAGAUAACUGGGGUAAAGGUUUCAACUGGACAACAGGCGUGAAUACAUGUCCUGUUGGUACAACAUGCCAGCUAUUCAGUCAGAUGUUCAAGAACAACGCCACGGCUUUCUGUAACCAGAUCUGGGAUUACUCGUGGAAAGUUGUACCGGAUACACGGCCUUGCAUGAAGAUCAACUUUACUGGAACAAAUCCGAACGACGCCGUGGCCGAGUAUUACGCAAAUAUAAAUGCGACGGGAAAGAACACAAUAAAACAUUUUCUCUUACUGGCUGCUUUAUUAAUGUCUGUUUACAGUAACAACUGAUUUGACACGGACUGGCUGUUGACCGAACUUCUUUUCAAACUUUAUACACAGAUCAAGUGUUUCAUUUUGUUACAAAAAAUGUAUAGCGCCCUCUGCCAAUAGUUAUCGUACCGUCGCGUGCUAUAUUUGCGAGUCGGAUGAUGGCUAUGGAAUCGGUAAAACAGAGACAGAGGUUAGGCCUGUCAGGUGUAACGUAGGUCAUCAAAGAUUUGGAAUAAAAUUUGUACAUUUUACCUGUAUUAUUGCACUGCACAUUCAUUUAAAUUCCUAACAGUAUGUAUUUUAAAACGGCUACAUGUAUAUUAUAAUUAUGCAUUUAACUGUCGCCGGGAUAAUAAAAUAAAAGCUUUGGAAAUAAAUUUGAAAUCUGCAACUCA
This is a messenger RNA of Mercenaria mercenaria, 1256 nucleotides long. RefSeq names its product folate receptor alpha-like. Gene Ontology annotation, cellular component: external side of plasma membrane. Bases 136 to 879 code for a protein of 247 amino acids. Lineage: Eukaryota; Metazoa; Mollusca; Bivalvia; Venerida; Veneridae. The record is from RefSeq and is a predicted model, not a curated record. The transcript is spliced from 4 exons. Gene Ontology annotation, molecular function: signaling receptor activity.